UUAACUUAAAAAUCAUUGAAAUUUAAUAAUUUAAUUGUAUAUUUAAUUAAAGUAGUUUAACCACGGUAUGACUUACCUUGUUCCUUCCUCUAUUUCAUGACUACUCAUUCGUCUCUCCUGCAGUAGGAGCAGCAGCAGCAUCAACCACGCAACAAUGGCUACCAAUGAUUCAAACCGGGUCGGAUUAGUAAUAUCCACCACCGAAUCAAUUAGGGUUUUCCUCUCUGGAGCCUCUCAAGACCCUAAUCUCUCCCACCACCUCCGACACACAUCCGCUGAUCUUCUCUCCCAAUCUGAGCUUUCCUACGAGCCUCUCCGCUCUGUCUGGAUGGCCUCUGAUCCAUCCACCCGACCCGAAUUGACCCAACUCUUCUCCGGCACGCGAUUCGUCUUCUCUAGCCCGAAGCCCAGGCAGAAGAGUGAAGAAUUGAAGUCAAGGCUGAAAAAGUUGCAAGACUUGGCUGAAAGGAAAGCUUAUCAAGAGCUAGUGAAGGACAUUGCACCAAAGAAGGAAGUUGAGGAACCAUUCUCUUCUUACAAGGACCAGUUAGGGUUCGGAUUACAUGUGGUUGUUACCAUGUUUACCGGCUAUCUUGUUGGUUAUGCUGCAUUUAGAGCAUUGUUUAAUCACAGUCCUGCCAUGAAUGCUGCUGGAGGAAUUCUUGGGUUAGUGGUGGCCAUGCUUGUUGAGACUUUCCUUUUCAUUAUUAGAAGUUCCAAUCUGGAUGCCAGUAAAACAAGGUCCAGUCAAACACCGAAAUCAGCCUUUUCCGCAUCCAGUCUCAAGAAAAACCAGUAGUGUUGAUCAGCAGGAGGAAAAUAACGCGCUACAAUAGCCUCCCAUAGUCCAGAAAGAAAGCUGGAAAAGUGGAGUGGCCGUUGUCUAGCGGGACUAGACAAAGACAACAAGCUGGCAACCCCAUGAGAGGAACAAGGCUUGGAAAAGAAUCAAAUGAAUGGUGGCGCUGGGGUUCAUGAACAAGAGAUGGGGAUAUUAAGGUUACCUAUAUAGGGGUUCACCACAUGAGGGGCUCUAAAUUGGUGAUAGUCUCUGACCAUAUUGUCGUCGCCUCUGGCUCGCCAGCCACCACUGCCUAGCAUUGCUGUCUCUAGCUCGUCAACCUCCAGGACCGGAGCACCACCACACCGGUUCUGCUUCUGCAAUGCCCUUUUUAGAGGGGCUCCUGUGGCUUUUUGAUUCAUUUAUCUAUUUUCAAUUGUCUAAGGUUAUUAUGGUUGCUUUUGGGUGAAUUUUAUACUUUGUUGUUUGAGGAAUGGAGAAUGAAGACCUGAGUGGAAGUGAGAAAGAGAAAAUCAA
Arachis duranensis is the source of this 1318-nucleotide messenger RNA. RefSeq lists its product as uncharacterized. The transcript has 5 exons. The record is from RefSeq and is a predicted model, not a curated record. The coding region runs from base 155 to 799 and encodes 214 amino acids. Gene Ontology annotation, biological process: vacuolar proton-transporting V-type ATPase complex assembly. Gene Ontology annotation, cellular component: endomembrane system. Lineage: Eukaryota; Viridiplantae; Streptophyta; Magnoliopsida; Fabales; Fabaceae.